This is a messenger RNA of Mucor mucedo, 750 nucleotides long. RefSeq lists its product as uncharacterized. The record is from RefSeq and is a predicted model, not a curated record. Gene Ontology annotation, cellular component: extracellular region. The transcript is spliced from 3 exons. NCBI's taxonomy places the organism in Eukaryota, Fungi, Mucoromycota, Mucoromycetes, Mucorales, Mucoraceae. Bases 114 to 677 code for a protein of 187 amino acids.
UAGGGCCACUGAUUUGGCGUGAAAAAUGAGGUCUGUUAUUUUUAUAUAAAUAGGAAUAUUGGUUUGAUUUUUUUUUCAUUCAUCAAAUCAUCUUCUCAAGAACAAUUAUCAAUAUGCGUGCCUUCUCUAUCUUAGCUACUGUCACCGCUUUCGCUCUCUCUGUCAACGCUGCUUCUCAAAACAAGCGUGCCAUCAGUGACAAUGUCCAAAGCUGUAUCAACAACUUGACUACUUCCAAUGCUAAGCUUUUGGAGCUCACCUCUGCUGUCAAUAGCUUCACUAGUGCUUCUGGUUAUGCUGGUGCAACCGCCAUCCACAACACUGAACAAGCUCUUGAGGCUCUCCUCAAGACCACCAACACUGCUUGUUGUGCUACCACUACCACUGUCUCUAACGAAGAGGCCUCUGCUGUCUUUGGUCUUGUUGCUGAUAUUGUUCCCGAUAUUACUGGUUCUCUUGAUGCCAUCAUUGCCAAGAAGCCUGACUUUGCUGCUGUCGCUUUCGCUACUGCUAUUGUCAAGACCGAUGUUAAGGCUUUAUCUGUUCUUCUCAAGAAAUUAGAUGGUUGUUUGAUCGCUGUCACCCCUGAAGCUCUCCUUGCAAGUGCUCAAGCUUAUAUCGAUACCAUUGAUGCCAAGUUUGCCCAAGCUUUCUCCACUUACGGUAUCACCGCUUAAGUAAUUUUUCUUUUUGACAAUCUAUAAUAUAAAUAAAUAUAAUAAGCAAUCUUUGGUUGGUUUAGCACAUUAA